AUGGAUUUGAAGAAGGUUACAUUGAGUCUUGUUGGUGAAAGCGAGUGAACCUUGACGAAAGUUCUGACGCCUUCUCCAGGGUUGAAGGCAAGUGGCGUUGGUUAGACAGUCCUGCCUGAACAGGGAAUCUUCUGGUUAUCCAUCUAUAUCCAGGUCUGACCUCUGGGAAAACUGACUCACCUUCUCUCCUGCAAUCCAGAAGCAUAUGGCCUCUGCCUGGACCGAGGAGGAAACCUUUGUCUGCUCAGUAUGCCUGGACACCCUGAAGGACCCAACCACUCUACCCUGUGGACAUUCAUACUGCUUGGAAUGUAUCAAGAGCCACUGGGACAAGAAAAACAGCAAGGGUCAGUACAGCUGCCCCCAGUGUAGACAGGUCUUCAACCCUCGGCCCCCGCUGGCUAAGAGCACUGUCCUUGUGGAGGCUCUGGAAAAACUGAGAACCAACAGCCUCAAGCAAAGCUCCUCCACAGCUGCCUCCUCAGCCCCACCAUCGAUGCCUGUCUACCUGAAGGUCCUACCAGAUACAGGGCCGCAGCAGGGCAGCGUGAACCCUCAGCUUCCCACAGUGGGCCCCAGACCCUGCCCUAAACACAACCGACCCCUGGACCUGUUUUGCCACGAAGACAAGGAGUGUGUUUGUGAGGUGUGUUGCCAGCACGGACACAAGGGACAUCAUGUACUCACGCCACAGGACGAGAGGAAGGAGAGACAGAAAGAGCUUGUUCAGAUGCAGACAGAGGUACAGAAGAGAAUUCAGAAGACUGAAAAGAAGCUUAAGGAGCUCCCACCUGUUGCUCGCCAACACAAGGCCCUGGUCAAGGCUGUAGAGCAAGAGAGCACAGAUCUAUUUUCAGAGCUAGCCAAGACAGUGAGUCUAACAGGCACCCAGACUGGUGAGCUCCUCAGCACCCAUGAGACCUCCUUAGGCAGCCAGGUUGAGGGGCAGAUCCACAGACUGGAGCAGGAAGUGGUACAGCUCCGCUGGAAGAGUGAAGAGCUGAGCAGAAUAGCCGACAUACAGGACCAUGUAUGCUUCUUGAAGAGUUUCCUAACCAUGGAGCCGCUGGGUCAGAAGGGUGCCACAGGAGAGUCAGUGCUGAGUCAUGAGGAAGCUUUGGUAGCCUCUAUCCGCUCAGCCAUGAAGGAGCUACAAAUGUCAAUACAGGACCUCUGCAAAGCCAGCCUGGCCAAGAUCGUCUCAUUAGUGAAUCAUGACCUUGUGGCUUCAACACCCAAUGAUGCAGUAGCAGGCGCUACAGCAGCUGCUAACUGUGCUCAGGCCAAUACGCAAAACACAGUGUAUGAAAUGACAACGGAGCUUCCACCGUUGCCACCACCACAACCCCAAGGGCAUGAGUCUUCAUUCAAAUAUCCAGCUUUAUAUCCUGCAUGUCCUCAAGCUUCAGCCCCGCCUCCACCCCUCCCUCUUCCUCGACCUCAAGAACCUCCUGUAACAAUGGUUGGACAUGGGAAUCCAGAGCCGUCUAGAGAAGAAUUGUUUAAAUUUCGCUUUGAACCCACCUUGGACCCUAACACGGUGUAUCGCCACGUGCAGCUGUCAGAUGGAGGUCAAAAGGCCACAAUGCGGUCUGAAAACCUGAACCCACCAGACAAUCCUGAACGCUUCCACUUCUGGAGACAGGUUCUCUGCAGAGAAGCCCUGGCUGGGAGCCCUUACUACUGGGAGGUGGAGUGGACUGGCCAGAAGAUCACCAUUGGCGUGGCCUACAAGGAGAUGGAACGUAAAGGUUCUGAUGACAAAAGCCGUUUGGGCCACAAUCCGCUGUCCUGGAGCUUGUACUGGUCCGGGACUGGCUUCUCCUUCUGGCACAAUGGGCAGGAAAAACUCCUCGGUUCACCUAAGGCCAAACGGAUUGGCGUCUAUCUGGACCAACAUGUAGGGAUUCUGGCCUUUUACCGCAUCACCAAAAACCAGGCUGACCUCAUCCAUCGGCACCUGACCCAGUUCACUGGCCCACUGUACCCAGGUUUCAGGUUCUGGGCAGGAGCAGGGACCACACUGACUGUUUGCAAGUUGGAUUAAGUUUCAUAUGAAUGAUGGGCUGUUGUUUUUGGAUAUAACCUGCUUGUCUGGUUUUGAGCAUUCGACACUGAAAUUCUGAUGAGGAAGUAAACGUCUUCUUGCUCUGGGCAUACAGAACUGUUCAGGAAUGUCUGGUUUUCAUAAUAUUUUUUUUCACCAACUUUUAUUGAUCUGAUGUAAAUCUUCUAAAAAUGACUUUGUAACUUAAUAAAAGAGUACUAAACACACA
Messenger RNA from Xiphias gladius (swordfish), 2276 nucleotides. RefSeq names its product finTRIM family, member 86 (gene ftr86). The transcript has 12 exons. The record is from RefSeq and is a predicted model, not a curated record. Gene Ontology annotation, molecular function: zinc ion binding; protein binding. NCBI's taxonomy places the organism in Eukaryota, Metazoa, Chordata, Actinopteri, Istiophoriformes, Xiphiidae. The coding region runs from base 206 to 2047 and encodes 613 amino acids.